GUGCCACCGCCACCUGCGAAGGCAGGAACCAGGUGCUGUCGCCGGUGAUGCUGCGCAAGCAUCGACGCCUGAACCACAGGCAAGCGGCACCGGAUGAGGUGAUGAAGACUAGUCUUCCUCCAGUCACCUGGAGGGUAGUAGGUGCCACUCCCUCCUCCGAUGCCGCAGGAUGGCUGAUUCUGCUUGGCUGGCGGCUUCCGGCCUGGACGGGAAGGUCCUUGGCAUGCUCGAAGGAGGCUGUGCAAGGGCCAGGCAUUGCGGCGUUGGUGUCGCUUCGGCUGCCACAGGGCACCCGUCGGUCAGCUAGUUCCACGACUGGCGCCAAAGUUGCUUUCCAUCCGCGCCGGUGCAGAGCUGGCCCAGCCGACGGCUUGCUAGCGUUGGACGAUGGCGCUGGCCAGGAGCCACUUCAAAAUUGCAGCACCGGCAGGAACAGUGCUGACAGUACCUCUGCCAGCAUAGCAAUUGAUGACAGGCAGCUUCAGCACUGGGAGCAGCAGAUACAUGCGCUCGUAGUGGUACUGGUAUCUACAGAGCAUGUCAGAACGAGCGAGUUGCAGGAAGAGGUCCUCGGACUGAACGACCAGGGUUUCGAGGAUGGUGACUGGGGCUACUAUGGAAAAUGGGCUGCUGCCCUUGCAAAGCUCUUGCUGAAGCAGGGCAUCAUCGAUUUGGACGAACUGGACGUGGCUUUGGGAGGGCGGAGUCCAAAGAAGGUUGGCGAAACCUUCAAGGUUGGGGCGGCGGUGAGGAUAAAAGGCCCGACCCAGACAGGCCCUGCAUCGCAGUGGCGGAGGCCAUACUUGCCGGUUCCUGGCAGCGUGGCUGGGCUGCAGGGUGCCGUAGCAAAGAGACUGGGCCUCCGAUCAGAUGACAGUUUUUUUGCUUUGCAAAAGAGCCUUGGUUUGGACAUGGACGCAACCUGCAAGCAAUACAUGUAUGCGGUGAACAUCGAUCCGGAAGCACUGUCGACAGGUUCUGAAAGAAUCGUCACCGUUGAAGUUUCCCAGUGCUGGCUUGAGGCACUGAAGCCUGAGGCAGAGGCAGAUGCAAAACCGUCUGGGGCAGCGAAAGCCCCCAGAGCCCCCAAGAGGAGACACUUGCGUCAGAGCCUGAAGACCGUCGCUCAGAGCAUGCACGACUUUGCAUCGAAGCAUGCUGAAUUUCGCAAGCAUGGUCUUGAAAUUCACAGACAUCAGGGCAGGCACGAGCGACACGAGCACCUUCCACGAUCCAUCGUGGAGGCGCAGGCAGUGGAGAAGGAAGGCAGAGAAGCGCCGGGACAGCGGGUCACUGAGGCACUCUUGCAGGUGUUGAUUUCCAGGGGCAUCCUGGCUAUGUCAGCGGUUUCUAGGGCAAUGGAGGUCAUCGACUCCUUGGGAGUCCAUCCCGUAGGUCCGUGGAUUGUGGCGCGUGCCUGGUGCGACACUAGCUUCAAAAGCUUGCUUCUCGAAGAUGCACAUGCUGCCAUUGAGUUGCUGGGUCACGAGGCGACUAGCUCUACAUCCACAGUGAAGAUCAAAGUGGUUGAAUCGACACCCUGGGUGCAUAAUCUGGUUGUUUGCACUUUGUGCUCCUGCUACCCGGUCACUUUGUUGGGCUUGUCCCCAGCAUGGUACAAAUCUCGCGAAUAUCGCGAGCAAGCAGUGCAAAGACCGCGAGAGCUGUUGAGAGAGUCGUUCGGCCUGGAAAUUCCACAAAACGUGGAACUUCGAGUGCACGAUUCCAAUUCUGAAUUAAGAUAUAUCGUGUUGCCUCAGCGCCCUGUGGGAACUGAGGGUUGGUCGGAAGAACGGCUUGCCUCCGUGGUGACACGCGAUGCUAUGAUUGGCGUUGCGUUGCCGGACGUGGCAGAAGCGGGUUUUAGCCUUCCCAGCUGCUUCAACUUGGCUGCUGGACCUGGCUGCUUGUACAGCAAUUUUCACCCCUGGGCUGACCUCGUCGACAUGCGAGGCUGCAGACGCAGCCCAGGAUGUGGCCAAGGCAGAGUCUCAUUGAAACAAGAAGAGGAGCAACGCUGGAAGGAGGAGUGGAUCUCCGUGGCGCAGGUGCGGCCCUGGAAACCUUCAUGGGAGCGGGGGAAGUCUGAGAACCUGUCAGAGCGUGCGGGCGGGUGCACUGCCGUCAGUUGCGCCGAAAUCGCAGCAUCGCAGCAGCCUUCGUUGCGGAGGAGCAUGCCUCAGAGUCAUAAGCCACGGCACGACCAGUUCCGCGCCGGCAGGCACAAGUCAAAUACUCAGCGAAGAAUAUGGAGACCAAAGUUUUCUCCGGAGCAGAGUCUAGCACUGACAGAUGCCAUCAAACCGCUGUCAGAUGUGGAUGCAGCAUCUGAGACGAACACGGCGGCAACGACUUCCUUGCAUACAGAGGCCAUCUGCCACGAGGUGUUCAGCCAAGACGGCGAUGUCCAAAGUGAGCAGUGUUGCUCAGAGACUCCAGAUGGUGUCAGCGGUGCUAGAAGACCUUCGUCUGAUGAUUGUGUUGGUCAGAUAUUGACGUUGUUGCGGAAUGAAUCAGCGAAGUUGCUCCCUCUCAGGGAGGAGCUCUUCGGCACAGUCAGGGACGCAGCCGCAGAUGCUUUGCCGAGCUUCGAGCGCAUGGCACUGGUGGGCAGUGUGGCCCUGACAAUAGAUGUACCCAGCUCUGAUGUCGAUGCCGUCGUCUUCACGAAAACUCCCGUCGAUGCCAUCCAAGCCCUCAACGACAUGGCCGCCUUGCUAAGGCAGAAGGAGCCCCAGCUUCGCGUGCAGGUCAUCGACCGCGCUAGGGUGCCAAUUAUUAUGGUUUCGACCGGCGACAGGAUGGCUUCUCUCGAUUUAUCUGUGAAUCGGAAGCUGCCGGAUGAGCACGUCUCCUGGUUUCGGAGCCUGCGCAUCUUUCAGGAGGAGCAGGAAUUGGUUGUGGAUUUUCUGAGAUGUGUAAAAUACUGGCACUCACAGCGCCAGAUACCCGGCACGAAAGAGGGUGGCUAUCCCAUUCUGGCUUGGAUACUUUUUGCAGUCCAAAGGCUGCAAGCCUUCCUCGCUGAAGAAACACUCAAUGCAAGCCAUUGUGGGCGUCUUCUAGCCGCACUGGACCACUUUUUUCAGUCCUUGGUCUGGCCAGCUGACACCCAUGUCAGCAUGUGUGGUUCUUCGGAAGAGUACAUGGGCUCCCGGAUUUGGCCGUUCCCGUGCAUCUUGGACCCUGUGACCCCGGAUGUUGGCAACUCAAACUUGAUCCACGAGAUCCCGAUCGCAACGCAGAUUCUGUAUGCGGACGAGUUCCUCAGAGCAAGGGCCCUUGUGGCUGCAGCAAUCUCUGGUGAUGGCAACGCCUUCGCCCGGCUCUUUGAACGCGAGUCCUCGACAUUGCUCCAAGCUUCUCCAUUUCCAGGCGACAGCAAGGGAAAUGAAGCUUACGGCUGCGCGGCCUUCGUAUUGAAGAGACAGAAGAUAUGGCUAGUGGAGGUUCUGUCUAUUUCCAAGAUGCGAGAGAAGUGGACCGCUCCUUUUCUACAUCGCUGCGAUUCUCAGACGGAGCUUCAGGGAUGUCUGCUUAGCGUUGACGGCGCCGGAGCAGUGCAGCGCUUCCCGGAACUGCGGCAAGGGCUCACUUUCACUCCGAGGGACUUUGUGGCCUGUGCAGAGCUUGACCACAUAUCUCAACAGACGCCAUCUGUGCGCCUGACGAAAGGGGACUUGCGACGCUGGCAGGACCUGCAGAAGCUGCAGCUGUUGAUCCAGUAA
Messenger RNA from Symbiodinium necroappetens, 3728 nucleotides. NCBI's taxonomy places the organism in Eukaryota, Dinophyceae, Suessiales, Symbiodiniaceae. The record is from the annotation of a GenBank genome assembly.